Ictalurus punctatus (channel catfish) is the source of this 3246-nucleotide messenger RNA. It is a transcript of the gene asmt2, whose product is annotated as acetylserotonin O-methyltransferase 2. Gene Ontology annotation, molecular function: O-methyltransferase activity. The coding region runs from base 204 to 1250 and encodes 348 amino acids. Lineage: Eukaryota; Metazoa; Chordata; Actinopteri; Siluriformes; Ictaluridae. The transcript has 9 exons. The record is from RefSeq and is a predicted model, not a curated record.
AAGUUCAUCUAACGGUGUAGCAGUGGUGUUUGGUUGGACGGCCAUUGGAAGAGGUUUGUUCCUCCUUGGUCGUGUUUUAUGUUUUUAAAUGCUCUAGUUUUAGGAGUUUGGUUGAUAUUUUGCAGUUUAUAAUCGGAGCAAAUCAAGAACAAACCAGGAUUGAACACUCCGCUCAGCCUUUUGUGUUGUUUGGAGUUUCCACCAUGGCUGAGCAUCUAUCUCAAAGUGAACUAGACUACCCUUUCAAAUUACUGGAGUACUUCAAUGGCUUCAGAAUUUCCAAGGUGAUCUUUUCAGCAUGUGAGCAGGGUGUGUUCGACUUGCUUCUGCAAUCCCAGAAGCCCCUGAGUGCAGCUGAGGUAGCACGAGAACUCGGCACCAGUGAGGAUGGCAUGGAGCGGCUCCUCGAUGCGCUUGUGGGUGUUGAGGUCUUGGAGGUGGAGCUAACACAGGGCACAGCCUAUUACAGCAGUACUGAUGUUGCUAAUCUGUAUCUGGCCAAGAACAGCGCUAAAUCUUUAUAUGACAUGAUCAUCUACCAGUCCCAGACCAUCUACCCUCUCUGGAACAACUUGGGAGAUGCGGUCAGGGAAGGAAAGAACCAAAAUGAAAAAACCUUUGGUCUCUCAUCGGAAGACAUCUUCUCAGCUAUAUACAGGUCAGAGGAAGAGAUGUUAAAGUUUAUGGGUUUGAUGAACUCAUCAUGGGUCAUUGAUGGCCAUGACGUAGUAAAUGCUUUUGACCUGUCCAGAUUUAAGUCCAUAGUGGAUGUUGGAGGUUGUUCAGGUGCCUUGGCCCGUGAAUUAGCUAAGGCCUACCCUGCUUCCACAUUGACUGUCCUGGACUUGCCAGAAGUCAUCCAAACAGCCCAGAAGCACUUCUCUCAAAGUGAUGACACCAUCAAGUUUCUUGAAGGGGACUUUUUUAAGGAAGACCUCCCUGCUGCUGAUCUGUAUGUCCUAGCAAGGAUCAUCCAUGACUGGAAGGAGGAGAAAAGUCUGAUGCUGCUGAGGAAGAUUCACGCAGCCUGUAAUUCAGGUGGAGGUGUUCUGCUGGUAGAGGCUAUGUUGUUGGAGAACCACAGAGGCCCCAUCAUGGCUCAGCUCUUCUCCCUGAACAUGCUGGUUCAGACGGAGGGGAAGGAGCAGCCACCCUCUCACUACACACGCCUGCUCACGGCGGCUGGCUUCACUGACGUGGGGGUGUGCAGGACGGGCAAAUCCUACGACACCAUCCUCGCUCUCAAAUAACUACACAUGUACCCCCUGUAUCAAUGCAGUAUAACGUUUCCUCUGCUGUAUGAAGUUAAUGCGAACCAGGAUUGCAGAGAGGAAACCCUGUAUUUGGAAACUUUUUAAAAUGCUUAAUUCCUCGUAGAGAGAUUGUUUUCAAAUUUCACAUCAUCUAUAAUUCUGUAUCCAGGAUUUUUUGUAAGGAUAAAAGUGUAGUUAGUAGUUUCUUGGACAUAAAAACAAUAGGAACAAUUUAUUAUGCCGCACAUAUUUAAUUUAAUGGUCUAUUUAGGAUUAUUUUAGUUGAAGAAUCAAACUUAUAGGGAUGGACUGAAGAAUGGAGGAAAAGCUUUGACAAAAACAUGUAUUACACUGCAAAAAAAUGCAAGACACACUUAAAUCUAGUCUCCUUAGUGUACUAAAAUCAAGAAAAAUAAAAUAAAAAUCUGCCAAUGGGGUAAGCAAAACUGACUUGGUAAGAGUUCUGGAAAAUACCAUAAAUAUUCAGUCACUAAAAAUGCUAUUGGAUCUUAAAACCAGACAAAAAUGGCAAAAGUUAAGCAAGUGUUUUUUUUAUUUAUUUUUAUUAUUAUUAUUAUUUUUUUUACAAACAAUUAAAACUCAACUAUUUAAGAUAGUCUUACUUAAAAUGAACAUUUUCGUCUUUUGAUUGAGCUGACUUUAAGAAUCUAUCCCUUAAUCUGAGAUUAAAAAUUAGAAGAAGAAAAAAAAAAAGCUUACAAUAAGACACAAUUUCUUCCAAACAGCAUAAUAAAAACAACAGACACAAGACAAAAACAUGUGGACUGUGAGAUCGGCUGUAGCACACAUGACAACACAUAAACACAACAACAAGAAAAGCUUGACAAUUAGGUGCUGAAAUAUUAGAACUUCUAUAAGGAUGCUUAUUAGGGGUAACACAGAACAGGUGUGAGUGAUCAGUGGGACAUGUGACAUGCUGGGGCUGAUGGGUAAUGUAGUUCAGUGUGGAUUUCAGCAUAACCAUGACACAGCUGCUUCAUUGGAAAAUUGAAGCAUGCAAUUGAUCUUAGUCUUAAAAUAAGGAAAACCAUCAUGUUCCUCUGCCAGGAUAUGAUGCAAACCAUUGUUGUAGCUUGUUACUGGUUAAAUCUAGCUCAAUAUUAGCUGGAAUAUCGUAUUAAGAUAAAGUUAGAUCAAUUUUCUUAAAAUUAUAUAGAUUUUUUUUUAUUAUUUAUGUUGCAUUAUGUUUUGCAUUAGAUACUUUUCUAAUGCAAAACAUGCUUGAUAAGAUUAUUUUUCUUUUUACACAUAAAAUAAGACUUAAUUUCCCCAAAACCAAAGCUUUUUUGCUUUCUUGAAAUUUCUUUUUUGCAGUGUACAUGCGUAGACAAUCUUUGACGGAAUUCAACACCAGCCCUUAAAUGAGUUUGGAGUAAUCUCCAAAAUGUUCAUGGUAAUUGCACACACACACACACACACACACUAGAGAUGCAGUAGAUAGAGAUUACGAGAUUAAACACUGAAGUUUUUAGCUUUAAGUUCCACAUUUCCAGCCUGAAGUCCUGCACUUCCUUUAUCAAAAUAUGAUUAGUAUUACUGUAGUGACUGGAAUUAUAUCUGUACUUUCUUCAGGUCUCUGUUUACCUCACAUAACUGCUGUUUGGACCCUAACUGUGAAAAAAAAGCUGUGAUGUAUAUAAUAUUUUUUUGUAUUAAAUGCACUAGACUGGUGGGUGUACUGUAUGUUAAGAAAUAAUUACUCCUUUUACACUUAUAUAUAAUGAUUAUUGAUGAGUAUUACAGCAUGAUUCUGUGUGUGUGUGUGUGUGUGUGUGUGUGUGUGUGUGUGUGUGUGUGUGUGCAUUUUGCAGAAAUACAGUAUUUGAGAAUUAAUAAUAUUUGUCUUUAAUUAAUGUCAACAGACAACAUUUGUGUUCUCUCAUAUUGGCUGUCCCACAUGUCAGAUAAAAUCACAUUUGUUUUGUAAACAGUUAACACAAGAACACUGAAUAAAUUUCAGUCACCUUCUCUA